AUGGAGCAGGCGCCCAUAGCCGUGGGCCAUGAGGUCCAGGUCGUCGACCCAGAUGUUCGUAUUUAUGUUUACAGCUUGGUCACCGCCCUGGGAGGUUUCAAUGGCGAAGACGCGGAGCGCUAUAUCUUGGGUGAUGACGCCAUAGCGUGUCUACGCGAUAUUAAACGAUGGUUGAAAUUAUAUGACGAAAAGAAUAACCGAAUGGACGUGGCACGGUGUCUCGGAGAAGCGAAUGUAGUGAAUGGCGACCUACUUCCGAUUCUUUCGCUCUGGGGGUCCAGCGAGAAGAAGGGCAAGCAUAUGACACGUAUUGCUCUAGCAUGCUUGGAACUUCUUGUGCCGUUAACAUGGCCCGUCGAGUUCCAUAGCCAGAUGACCGUGAAUCACCACCGCCACGCACCCUACAUCCAGCAAGCACAGGUUCAAUACAAGCGAGGUAUUCUUCGAAAUAGCGGCCCCAACAUCCUACACAGUAUCAUCAGCAUUGCUCUUCCUAGCAUGGCCAUGCCCCGAUCCGAGCGUGAAGCACGAGACGAGGGUAUCCUGAAGCUGCUGCUCUAUUUUCUUCGAAAUAUUGCCAUAAUUUCUACCAAUGCACGUCUCGCCGCCGAUGGUGACGAAGAGGAAACGUCAAGGUCCACUACAAUCGAUGUGUUCCAUGAACAGGAUGUAUUCGCCCUCAUCCUGACCAUGUGCUCAAACGUUGGUGACGACUUCAACUUGCAGGAUGUGGUACUAUUGGAAAUUCUAUUUCACCUUGUUAAAGGUGUCAAUGUUGAGAAGCUGUUCAUGGACGAUGACCAGAGAACAGUGAAGCGAACGGACGAGCUAGGUGAUCUUCUACAGAAGGAGCGCCAAUCACGCAGAGAAAUCACCAAACGCGCACCAACCCGACAUGGACGAUUUGGGACUAUGAUUUGGGUCAAACGCGACGAUGCAAAGGUAUCCACAGUUUCCGGACAAGAUGUCUUGCGUGACGAUAAAACCACCCUUCACAAAAUGGACCAGAGCAAAAAAUGGAACAAACCCCGCCCUCGUCGCAAGCAGGAAGACGCUGUUCAGAACAACAACUUCAACAUGCCUGCCUAUCUGUCAUCAUCCGCAACCAAAAAUCUUCGAGCCUUUGUAGAAGAGUUCCUCGACUCUGGUUUCAAUCCUUUGUUCAUCCAUCUUCGAAGAGCGAUUGAGCGCGAAGCAGAGCGAAUUCUGGAAAUCAAUUCCCGCCAAUACUUCUACACAGUAAGCUGGUUCCUAGAAGCUGAACGUGCACGACGAACUCGGCAGGCGAAGAAGAACGCACAAAGUGGCAAGUCAGGCAAGCAAGUGGAGCCAGAUAGUUAUGGCCUGGUGGCCGGUGUUUUGAACCAAGAGACGUUUGUAUCUUUGAAUCGUGGCAUGCAAAAGAGUCUCGAUAACAAAGAGUGGGAAGAUUUGACAGCGCAGAUGCGCUGCUUCACACAGAUCUUGUUGAUGGUUCAAGAAAUGGCUGCAUCGCCAAUCGAAGAAGACCAAGAGAUCGCGGACAAUAUUCAGAACCGCAUUUUCUACGAAGAGACAACUCAUGACAGAGUUAUCUCCAUCGUACGUGAUUAUAAGGAUCAGGGGUUCGGUUAUCUUGAUGCAGCCACGGAGCUUGCGCAUGUAUUCCUGCGCAUGCUUGAGCGAUACUCUAAGGAGAAUGCGGACAUGCAAAUCAGAAGCCGACGAAAGGCGAGGCGCAAAGAGAAGAAGGCCGCCCAAGCCAGUGCGCCCGGUGGCGCUAAUGAAGAAGACGACGAACAGAACUCUGAAGAUGAGGACUUGGUGGACCCCGCCCAGGUUGUGAAGGAGCGAGGUUUUGACUUCAGGCGCUUCGCAGCCAAGUUUUGCAAUCAAAAAUGUGUUGACACGUUCAUUGCGUUUACCGAGUUCUACCGAGAAUUGAGCUCAGAGCAAUUAAAACGUGCUCAUCGCUACUUCUAUCGCGUUGCCUUCAAGCAAGAAAUGAGCGUUCUACUUUUCCGCUUGGACAUCAUCAACCUUUUUAAUCGGAUGAUAAAGGGACCUGGAGGGAUGGCCUCAAGUACGUCUGUCUUUAAAGAAUGGGAAGAGUUGGUUCGUCAGCUCAUUCGACGCGUCGUUAAGAAGAUUGAUCAACGCCCUGUUAUGAUUACGGAGCUGUUGUUUAGCAAAAUGAACUCUAGUGCAUUCUAUCUGGAGUAUGGCCAUGAAAAGCAGACCAUAUCUACACCUAGGCGCGCGCCAGCAGAUUUAGAUAUCACUAUGAAGGAGGAAUUAUCAUCGCAAGCAAAACAGAACAUUGUGGCUGGUGCUCUUGCUCUUGAUGGACGGGCAGAUCUCGCGAAAUGGGUCAUUGACGUCUUGAGCUCCGCUGCCUCUGAAAGAGAGUCUUGGGGUGUUCAGGAUGAAGAACGUCGAGCAGAGAACCCUGACGCUACUAGCGCCCCCAAUCCCAUGAUUUAUGUGAAAGCUGCCGACGAAUUCUGCCAGAAUGCCAUGUUCUCAAACGCCAAACUCCGACUCCUCAUGGGCAUAGUUGGAUUUGAAAGGCUCGGAGUAGAAGACGUUCCUGGAGCCUCAUGGGUGAUCCCACCGAACUUGACUGCUAGUGAGAUGCGCGAAACCAUUUCGAAUAUUCACCAGACCAUUGUCAAUCCGAUACCGGAGGGUACCGAUGAAGACCCUCGUACCCUACUUAAACGCAAAGAAACCAAUAGCGGGCGAAAUAGCGGGGUCCACGAGAAUCUUGGUGUCAAAUUUGGGUCAGAGUCAGAGGGAGAAGAUGUUGUUCCGGAUGGGAUCUUGUUCCCUCCAAAUCCUCGAUCUAAGUCCAACGCCUUGGAUGAUCUGAAGAAGAAACGAAAGAAGAAGAGUAAGAAGGUUGAUGAAACUGAACAUGAGUCUUUGGAUGACGAAACACUGGAAGCCCGCCGACAAUUACGUCUCACCAAUACUUUGGCUCGCCAACAAAAGAUUAAGAGUGAUCUUUUCAUCCACCCAAGUGACGAAGAAAGUGACGCGGAAGGAGACCAAGAGUUCUUCCGCCUCGAAGAAGAGCGACGAAAAGCCCAAGCGGCGAAUGUCAAACACGCCCUCCUAACUGGAAUUGUUGAAAAGUCAACCGCAAAGGGCAAGAAAAAGGCAAGCGUGCGUAAACGCAAAAGCGACGAAGGAAUCUCUGCUGCCGGUAAAUCGAAACGACAGCGUCGUGGAUCCGACUCUGCUGAGAGUGGCCUUGAGAGUGAUGGGGAUGAUGAUAUCCUUAUGGCGGAUGUUCAAGACCAAUCGCCUCGCUCUCAACAGGAAGUUUCCACAAGCCAUGGCGCUGGUGAGGAUGAGGACACACCUCUGACAUCUGCAGAGGAUGAUAUGGAUUUUGAUGAUGAUCUUGCGUUCAGACGCAAUCCCCUGCCAAGGCCCUCGGAAUCCAAGAACGAUUCUGAUGACGAGUUAGAGGACGCUCCUGUUGUGCCACCUCGUCGUAUGCGAGGUGGAUUUGUACUUGACAGUGACUCUGAGUAA
Penicillium angulare is the source of this 3522-nucleotide messenger RNA. RefSeq names its product putative DNA repair protein (Tof1) (gene tof1). The record is from RefSeq and is a predicted model, not a curated record. The transcript is spliced from 4 exons. Gene Ontology annotation, molecular function: DNA binding. Bases 1 to 3522 code for a protein of 1173 amino acids. Gene Ontology annotation, cellular component: replication fork protection complex. Gene Ontology annotation, biological process: DNA replication checkpoint signaling; DNA repair; replication fork arrest. NCBI's taxonomy places the organism in Eukaryota, Fungi, Ascomycota, Eurotiomycetes, Eurotiales, Aspergillaceae.